GGGUGGCUUUGAAGGCAACUCCUGAUUGUAUGUUGUGUUGAUAGUUGAACUGUUAUUCUGUUUCCACCUAAGUACGCUGUUACGACUAAAGCUGUUCUGACUCUGCUGCAACAAUGUCUUGGGACUCUUACAUUGACGUACUGCUCCAAAACUCUCUUGACGAACAGAACGUGUACCACAUUGACAAGGUCUGUAUCCUGGGCAGAGAGGGGGGAAAGUGGACCUCUGAUGAGCACCAGAAUGCACUUAAGAUCCUGCCCGACGAGGUCGAUGCAAUAGUGCGCGCAUUCGAGACUAAGGACUUCUCCGACUUCCAGACCAACGGGGUCAAGUGCGAGGGACAGACCUACAAAUUCCUGCGCAAUGAAGAAGACCUCCUGUUGGCUAAGCAGAAGGACGAAGGAGCUCUGGUGGUCCAGAGAAGUAAAACGGCAAUUGUGAUAGCCCAUAUGCCAGAGGGCAAACAACAAGGAAAGACCAACUAUGCCGUGGCGAAGAUAGUGGACUAUCUUAUCUCCCUUGACAUGUAAAGAGGUCAAGGAGUAAAUAUAGGAUGAAUGCAAAAAUAAAGCUGCCAUAUAUUCACGACAAUUCUUUCCAAAUACAGCAGGUUGUGAAUGACAGCAAAUUUGUAGAUGCUAAGAGUUGCAAUUCAGUUGCGAUUCGCUUUUGACUAUUUUUACGUCGACUAUCUUACUCGUUGAUACUACUUGUUGACUAAAUUUUGAGCGAGCCUACUUGACUUUGACUUAAUUUGGCACGCUUUUUCAUUUUUGCUAUCUAGUUGAAAACUGACAUUGAUACGAUGAUACUGUUAAACGUGAAAUUCGGACAGCGCAGACUGAGUUUGAUAAGAUGAUAACAAAUGCCUUGAAGGCAUAUUUUGGUGCAAUACACAAUUGAUGCAAUUUAGACUACUUUUGGCUACUGAGGCGGUAUAAUUAACAUACUGACUCAAUUGAAUUGAACAUUCCUCUUUCAA
Messenger RNA from Symsagittifera roscoffensis, 982 nucleotides. Its product is annotated as profilin-like. The record is from RefSeq and is a predicted model, not a curated record. Lineage: Eukaryota; Metazoa; Xenacoelomorpha; Acoela; Convolutidae. Gene Ontology annotation, cellular component: cell cortex. The transcript is spliced from 3 exons. Gene Ontology annotation, molecular function: actin monomer binding. The coding region runs from base 114 to 530 and encodes 138 amino acids.